This is a messenger RNA of Rhipicephalus sanguineus (brown dog tick), 1662 nucleotides long. Its product is annotated as F-box/LRR-repeat protein 14. The transcript is spliced from 3 exons. The coding region runs from base 1 to 1662 and encodes 553 amino acids. Lineage: Eukaryota; Metazoa; Arthropoda; Arachnida; Ixodida; Ixodidae. The record is from RefSeq and is a predicted model, not a curated record. Gene Ontology annotation, molecular function: protein binding. Gene Ontology annotation, cellular component: SCF ubiquitin ligase complex. Gene Ontology annotation, biological process: SCF-dependent proteasomal ubiquitin-dependent protein catabolic process.
AUGGAAAGCCAGUCGGCGGCGGGAGUCGCCGAUGGUUGCCAGGCUGACGUCGAAGAGACGGAAGAACAGGUACCAUGCCUCUCACCUUCUCAAGACAAUGCUGUGAGCACCACGCCAGCAUGCGCGGAAUCGGCAGAAACGGGGGCGUCCGGCUCUCAGGAUGCUUGUUCGGGCGAGCAAGGCAUCGAAAUUCUGAACCCGGAGGUCAUACGUCUGAUCUUCGGCUACCUCGACCUACAAAACCGGGGCUUUCCGAGUGCAGCGCGCCGGUGCUGGACUGCGUCCGCUCGACGGGGCAUUCGGCGAGUCAAGGUGCUCAACUACAAGGAAGACCAGGUGGCCCAGCUUGUCCAAGCACUGCCGGACAUCAAGUCGCUCGAUUUGUCCGACAACUUCAGCGUGAACAACAACGUCGUCCUGGGGGCAUUCAAAGACAAGAUUUACGAAUCGCUCACCGUUCUAAAUCUCAGCUGGUGCCCGCAAAUCGACGACUCUGCGAUAGACUGUCUCAGUGGCAAGCUUCCAAACCUGGAGGAGCUGUACUUGGUUGGCUGCGACCACAUCACCGAUUCCAGCAUGGGCUUCAUCGCCGCCAGGCUACCAAAGCUCAGGGUGCUCGACAUGAAAGAAUGCGAAGUGUCCAACGCUGGCCUGCAAAAACUGGCGGGCUUCUGUGAGGACGGUGUGCUGUCGACCACGCUCGGUGUGAGAGCUCUGACGCAUCUGGGCCUCGAGGACUGCGCUCUCGUUUCCGAUGCCGGCCUGGAGUCCAUCAGCUUGGGCCUGCUCCAGCUGUCGAGCUUGGACCUCAGCAUGUGCCUCAGCGUGACGGACGCGGGAUUACAGCACGUUGGAAGGAUGAAGUCCCUCAAGAAGCUGUCCCUGAUCAGCUGCGAGGACUUGACGGGCCUCAGCAUUCACCAUCUCGCCGUAGGCACGUUCUCGCUGAGCAGCCUCGACAUCGCUUACUGUAACCACAUCGACGACGACGCCAUUUCUAACAUCUCGCGUGGUUCGGGCCUGGUCACAUUGAGCGCGUUAAAUAUCACCGCCUGUCCCAUCACGGACGUCGGCCUCUCCUUGUUGGCGCAGAAGCUGACCGACCUCAGGCUGCUGAACAUCUCCGAGUGCGAUCUGGUCACCAAGGACGGCAUCGCUGUCGUGGCGUCGCACCUGCGUAGUCUGCGCGCCAUUCACAUGAGGUACUGCAUGGGCCUGACGAACAUCGCUCUGAAGCACUUGUCACGCAUAUCUAGCCUGGAGGUGGUGAUACUGAAGAGCUGCAGCAAGCUAAGGAGCAAGGCAAUGGCGUACAUCGCACCCGGUAAAACGCCGUCGAACAUCGUGGAACUGGACGUGAGUUUCACGGCCAUAAACGAUGUUGGCGCCCGCUAUAUAGCACAGGGCAUGCCGAAGUUGCGCAUCCUGAACUUGAGCGGCUGCAUGGUCGGCGACAAAGGGAUGGCGCGCAUCGCACGCAGCCUGGGAAGCCUGAGCACGCUCAAGAUCGCGCGCUGCCAGGAAAUCAGCGACAACGGCAUCAAAGCGAUCGCCUGCAACCUGAAGAACCUGAAGGCCAUCGACAUCAAAGGUUGUCCGAGGACAACGUCUGCCGGAAGGCGGUGUCUGAUCGCCAGGUUACCAAAUCUAAAAUUCCUGUGA